Molecule: messenger RNA, 540 nt
Organism: Penicillium antarcticum
Lineage: Eukaryota; Fungi; Ascomycota; Eurotiomycetes; Eurotiales; Aspergillaceae
Product: translationally-controlled tumor protein
Exons: 3
Coding region: 1-540 (179 amino acids)
Cellular component (GO): cytoplasm
Molecular function (GO): calcium ion binding
Source: RefSeq, a predicted model, not a curated record
AUGAUUAUCUACAAGGACAUUGUCUCCGAUGACGAGAUCAUCUCCGAUACCUUCAAGCUUGUCCCCUCCAAGGACUGCGACAUCUUGUGGGAGGCUGAUUGCCGCAAGUACAUGAAGCGCAAGAACGAGGACUUCGCUCUUGAGGGUGCCAACCCUUCCGCUGAGGAUGCCGAUGAGGAGGGUGGUGAGGGUGAGGCCGUCAUGGUCCACGACAUCGAGGACCAGUUCCGUCUCGUCUGGCUCAAGUACGAGGAUGGCCUCAAGCCUUCCAAGGAGAACUACAAGUCCUACCUCAAGGGCUACAUCAAGAAGCUCAACAAGCGUGUCGCCGAGACCAAGACCCCCGAGGAGCUCAAGGCCUGGCAGGAGAAGGUCAAGGUUGCCAUGAAGAAGGUCACCGCCAACUACGACAACUACGAUCUCCUCAUGGGUGAGUCCAUGAACGGUGAUGCCAUGUACGUCCUCAUCGAUUUCCGUGAGGAUGGUGUCACCCCCUACGCUACCGUCUGGGCCGACGGCCUCAAGGAGGAGAAGGUCUAG